Messenger RNA from Olea europaea var. sylvestris, 854 nucleotides. Its product is annotated as copper-transporting ATPase HMA4-like. Gene Ontology annotation, molecular function: copper ion binding. The coding region runs from base 255 to 854 and encodes 199 amino acids. Lineage: Eukaryota; Viridiplantae; Streptophyta; Magnoliopsida; Lamiales; Oleaceae. The transcript has 4 exons. The record is from RefSeq and is a predicted model, not a curated record.
UUCAAAAUUCAACUUGCCCUUUACGGCAGCCUUCUAUUUGCUAUGACAAGAGAAACCUUCUGCUAACCUUGCCGGCCUCUGUUUACGCGUAAAACCCUAAUUUCUUCUCCCUUUUCCCUUCCCAUUAUUGCAUACUCGAGCGUUUUUUUGCUAUACCAAACGAAACGCUUCGAAAACCUACCAAUUUUUUUCUGCUAAAAAGGGGAAUAAUUCUUCACGCGAUUCUUCUACAAUAAAUAUUUAUCAGCAAAGCAAUGGAAGUGAAUGGAAAGGAUGAUUUGAGGUCACCACUUUUGAAACAUCAAAAUGGUUCUGUUGUCACCAUUGCGCCCCCAAAUAAUGGCGGAAACAAGAAGAUUAGGACCCUUUCCUUCAAAGUUGGGGGCAUAACAUGCGCAUCUUGUGUUGCUUCCAUAGAAUCUGCACUUGGGAAGUUGGAAGGUGUCCAGAGUGUUAUGGUCUCGGCGCUUCAAGGCCAGGCUGUAGUGAAGUACCUACCACAACUCAUAAGCGCAAAAACUAUAAAAGAAGCAGUGGAAGACACAGGUUUUGAAGUUGAGGAGUUUCCGGAGCAAGAAAUUGCAAUAUGCCGGCUCAGAAUUAAAGGUAUGGCAUGCACAAGCUGUUCUGAGUCAACAGAACGUGCCCUUUUAAUGGUUGAUGGAGUGAAGAAUGCGGUUGUUGGUUUAGCUCUUGGAGAAGCUAAAGUCCAUUUUGAUCCGAGUGUUACUGAUACCAACCGUAUAAUUGAAGCCGUAGAAGAUGCUGGCUUUGGAGCUGAUCUCAUAAGCUCUGGAAGUGAUGUGAAUAAAAUGUUGGAUAUCCUGUGGUUGUUACCAACUGCUGCUCAGUAA